GGCCCAUGCUGCUCAGCCAGGAGGGGCUGCCCUACCUGGCCUGGCACGGCUUCCAGGCUGAGCACUGCAGGGCCUGCCACGGCGCCGAGGAGCCCGGCGUGGGGGCCGUGCCCGAGCGGGACUGGUGGCACCGGGGCGCCAUGAUCAUCUACACCAGCGGGACCACGGGCAGGCCCAAGGGCGUCCUGAGCACCCACCACAACCUCAGGGCCGUGGUAACCGGGCUGGUGCACAAGUGGGCCUGGACCCGGGACGAUGUCAUCCUGCACGUGCUCCCUCUGCACCACGUCCACGGUGUGGUCAACAAGCUGCUGUGUCCACUUUGGGUGGGCGCCACUUGCGUGAUGCUGCCUGAGUUCGACGCCCAGCAGGUGGGUCUGUGGGUGGGGGCUGGGGACCUGCGGGGCAGUGGGGUGGCGGGGGCAGGCCGGGCCAGCCCCGCGCUGGAGGCUGCUGUGUGCCUGCGGGUCGCCCUGCCCGUGGCCCCUGCGGCAGACCCCUGUGUCCCCUACAGGCCCCGCCACCAGCCACCGGCCUCUGUGCCUGUCCGGACUACGCCGGGGCUUAAAUUGAAGGUGUAA
Molecule: messenger RNA, 581 nt
Organism: Condylura cristata (star-nosed mole)
Lineage: Eukaryota; Metazoa; Chordata; Mammalia; Eulipotyphla; Talpidae
Product: acyl-CoA synthetase family member 3, mitochondrial-like
Exons: 3
Biological process (GO): fatty acid metabolic process
Molecular function (GO): medium-chain fatty acid-CoA ligase activity
Source: RefSeq, a predicted model, not a curated record